AUGGAUUAUACAUACGGACAAUCAUAUGAUUAUCCACUUCGAAUUCUUGUUCCUAGUGAUUCUGUUGGAGCUAUAAUUGGUAAACAAGGUUCAACAGUUAAACAAAUCAAACAAACAACACAUGCAAAAGUUGACGUGAGUAAAAAUGAGUCAACCAAUACACAAGAACGAGUGAUUGUUAUUCGAGGUCAACAAGAAAAUUGUAUUCAAGCAUGUCGCGAAGUCCUUCGUAUAAUGUAUGAAGAUGCACAAAAUAAAAAUAAAGCAAAUGAAAUUGUAUUAAAAGUACUUGCACAUAAUAAUUUUAUCGGUCGAAUUAUUGGUAAAGGUGGUAAUAUAAUAAAUUCAAUUAAAAAAGAAACUGAUACAAAUAUUACUGUAUCAAGUAUAAAUGAAUUAAAUUCAUAUAAUAUUGAAAGAAUAAUAACAAUAAAAGGUGAACUUGAUCAACAAAUACGUGCACUUGAAUCAAUCUAUACAAAAUUAUGUUCGGCAUAUGAGAAUGAUAAUGCUCGAACAUGGAAUAAUCCAACAACACAAUAUCAUCAACAACAACAACAGCAACAACAACAACAACAACAAUUAAUGCAACAUUUCGCACAACAAGCAGUAAUGGCAACUGCUACUAGUAAUGGUCCACCUGUGUUACCUACACAUUAUACUCAACAACAGCAACCAUUAAUGCAACAAACACCAACUAAUAAUAGUAAUAGUUCGUCGAGUAAAUAUAUUGAACAACAACCUCAUCAAGCAGCACUUUAUCAACAACCUUAUUACCCACCUGUGUUUUCUGCACCUGGACCAUAUUAUAUGUCUUAUCAACCAAUGAAUCAUAUAGCUGCUUCACAUUCUCAUCAAUAUGGAAAUGGAACACUUAAUCAACAUCAACAACAAUAUCCACAGUCAAUAGUACAAUUAUCACAAAAUGCAUCAGCAGCUAUUGAAACUGUUCAUUUAUAUGUACCAAAUGCAGUAAUUGGAGCUAUUAUUGGUACUAAAGGUCUUUUUAUUAAAAGUAUUAUUAAAAAUUCCAAUGCAAUAGUUAAAAUUAGUCCACCAAAUCCACAGGAAGAUCAAAAUAAAAUAAUUGAUCGACAAGUAACAAUAUCAGGAACACCUGAAGCUCAAUGGAAAAGUCAAUAUUAUAUAUAUGAUAAAAUUCGACAAGAAGGUUAUGCUGGUGAUGAUGAAGUUCGAUUGCGUGCAGAAAUAUAUGUUCCUACAUCGUUAAUUGGACGUUUAGUUGGUAAAGGUGGACAAAAUGUUCGUCAAUUACAACAAUCAACAGGUGCAAUUAUUAAAUUACCAGAAGAUUCACAACAAACAUCCGCUAGUGAAGUACCCGUUAAAAUUAUUGGCCCUUUUCAAGCUAGUCAGUUUGCUCAACGACGUAUUCAAUCGAUUAUACAAAUGAGUCGUGAUUCAACAAAUAUAUCAAAUGAAGAUAGUAAUAAUAAUAAUAAUAAUAUUAAUAGCGAACAAUCAAAUAGCAUUUUAAAUAAUAUAUCGUCGAUUAAUCUCAAUGACACAUCGACAAUUGUGAAUGGAAGUACAGUUAGUGAUGAUGCUGUUGUUGCUUCUAGUACAAUACAAAAUCCAGAUGAUAGUAUCACAGCAGACGAUGAAAAUAAAUCAUGUGAUGAAUGA
Molecule: messenger RNA, 1647 nt
Organism: Adineta steineri
Lineage: Eukaryota; Metazoa; Rotifera; Eurotatoria; Adinetida; Adinetidae
Source: the annotation of a GenBank genome assembly